AUGCAGAGGGACUGGAGCUUCGCCAGGACCCACCCUCUGCUCACCGGCCUGUACCGCAGGCUCUUUGUGCUUCUGAGUCCCGAAGAGCUGGUGGGCCACUUACAAGAUGUUCUGGAGACGCACGAGGUGAACUGGCAGCACGUGCUGUCCUGUGUGUCCACAAUGGUGAUCUGCUUCCCCGGAGCCCAGCAGCUGGUGACCGAUUGGGUAACCUGUCUGCUGGCCCGUGCGUUUGAGAGCUUUGACCUGGACUGCAUGGUCACUGUGUUCCUGGUUGUGCGUCAGGCUGCGCUGGAGGGUCCCUCCGUGUUCCCGUCCUAUGCAGACUGGUUCCAGGCUUCUUUUGGGAGCUCAAGGGGCCACCACUGCAGCAGCAAGAAGGCACUGGUCUUCCUCUUCAAGUUCCUGUCUGACCUCGUGCCCUUUGAGGCCCCCCGGUACCUGCAGGUGCAUAUUCUCCAUCCACCCCUGGUCCCCAGCAAGUACCGCUCCCUCCUCACAGACUACGUCUCGCUGGCCAAGACGCGGCUGGCCGACCUGAAGGUUUCUGUGGAGAACAUGGGGCUCUAUGAGGAUUUGUCUACAGCCAGGGACGUCACAGAGCCCCACCGCCAGGCAUCCCAGGAUGUGGAGAAGGCUAUCCAGAUGUUUGAACACACAGGGAAAAUUCCCAUCGCCGUCAUGGAGGCCAGCAUAUUCAGGAGGCCCUACUACAUCUCUCACUUUCUGCCAGCCCUGCUCACACCUCGAGUGGUGAGUACACAUCUUCACAAACUCGGGACUGAGGCGGCAGAGAGCAAGGACAUUCCUGCCUGGAUCUCACUGGAGUCUCGUGUUUCCUCUCACAGAUCCCGAGUGCCCCUGACUCCCGUGUGGCCUUCAUAG
Messenger RNA from Pipistrellus nathusii (Nathusius's pipistrelle), 885 nucleotides. The record is from the annotation of a GenBank genome assembly. Lineage: Eukaryota; Metazoa; Chordata; Mammalia; Chiroptera; Vespertilionidae.